Messenger RNA from Vitis vinifera (wine grape), 631 nucleotides. RefSeq lists its product as uncharacterized. NCBI's taxonomy places the organism in Eukaryota, Viridiplantae, Streptophyta, Magnoliopsida, Vitales, Vitaceae. Gene Ontology annotation, biological process: microtubule cytoskeleton organization. The record is from RefSeq and is a predicted model, not a curated record. Gene Ontology annotation, molecular function: microtubule binding. Gene Ontology annotation, cellular component: cytoplasmic microtubule. The transcript is spliced from 3 exons. Bases 125 to 631 code for a protein of 168 amino acids.
CUUAAUAGGGGCUAAGCAGAUCUUAUCGUCAAAGCCAUUGAUUCCUUUAAAUCAAUCAAAUGCUUCAAUCUUCCGGACACACACACGCUCUCUGCUUGGAUCUGUUUCUUUCUCUCUCAAAGAAAUGGCUCUGAGGUCUCUGGAUAAUGCUCUCCCGACAACACCGGAAAGGCCCAAAAAGCAAGUGAAAGUUGCAGUUUCAAUUCAGAAACAGUCUGAUUUUGGUGUGAAUGAUGAGAACAAAGCUCCAUUGCCACCAACUGCAGAUGCCACCAUUGACUACAUCUCUUCUGAGAAUCUUAAAGCCAUGCCUGACCCAGAAACCCAGAUAACUGGUUUGACUGAGGGAUUGGAUUCCAAGGAUUGGGCCAAGGUGUGUGAAUCUCUGAACGACGCUAGGCGGUUUGCGCUGUAUCAUUCCGCUCUGAUGGCACCGAUCUUAGAAAAAGUGAUGUUGGUGCUGGUGAAGGCCAUGAAGAACCUUAGAAGUGCUCUGUCCAAGACCUCUAUCAUGGCUUCAACUGAUAUCUUCAAUACUUUUGGUGAUGAGUUGCUUCAGCCCCGCCCCGCCCCAACAACACAUACCCGGGUCGGGACGGGCCAGGGCUGGGAUUUAAUUUUAACUCUAUAA